UCCCUGCGGCCGCUGCCGCCUGUAACCUGCGCCGCCAGGAUGUGGCUGGGGGCUGACGUCGGGUCCAGAUGUGGCCCCGGCCCCGCCCACCCCCGGGGCCGGUCCGCCCACACCGAGCCGCGGCGCGCACGGAGGCUGUCCCGCCUGCCACAAUGCACGGUGGAACUACGACCGCAACUUGCAGGGGUCGCGCCUAACAUCGCCGCUCGACAUCCAUGAGACAAGCCGGCCCUGACGCCGCACGCGGACCCUCUUCGUCGGAGCCCCCCAUGCGCUUACCCUCCAGUACCCGGCCAGGCGGACGCGGAGCCGCGCGGGUGACGGCAGAAGCGGCUGCGCGCCCAGCCUAGCCCAGCCCAGCCGGAGAAGAGGGCGCGCCGCGCCCCCGCCCCCCGCCGCUCUCCGGAGGCCGUGGGUGCGGAUGCGCCGCUGACGACUCCUGCGAGAGCACCGCGCGUCCGAGCCCACAGCAUGGCAGCCGCCGCCUAUGUGGAUCACUUUGCCGCCGAGUGCCUCGUGUCUAUGUCCAGCCGCGCAGUCGUGCACGAGCCGCGGGAAGGGCCUGAGCCCCGGCCCGAGGGCGCGGCCGCCGCCGCCCCCACACUGCCCCGCGUUGACGAGCGCUGCGACGGCAAGGACAGCGCGUCGCUUUUCGUGGUGGCGCGGAUCCUAGCGGACCUCAACCAGCAGGCACCGGCGCCCGCCCCCGCGGAACGCCGAGAAGGGGCCGCUGCGCGCAAGGCGAGGACCCCCUGCCGCCUGCCGCCCGCGCCCCCUGCGCCACCGCCCGCCCCAGAGCCCGCCUCCCCCGGACAAGCAGGCGCGCCGGCCGCGCCCCCCAGCCCCGCGUGGAGCGAGCCCGAGGCGGCUCUGGAGCCGGAGCCCGGCCCCGCGGGGAGCGGCGAGCCCGGCCUCAGACAAAGGGGUCGGCGGGGCCGGAGUCGCGCGGACCUCGAGUCCCCGCAGAGGAAGCACAAGUGCCACUACGCGGGCUGCGAGAAAGUUUACGGGAAAUCUUCGCACCUCAAGGCGCACCUGAGAACUCACACAGGUGAGAGACCCUUCGCCUGCAGCUGGCAGGAGUGCAACAAGAAGUUCGCACGCUCGGACGAGCUGGCGCGGCACUACCGCACGCACACGGGCGAGAAGAAGUUCAGCUGCCCCAUCUGCGAGAAGCGCUUCAUGCGGAGCGACCACCUGACGAAACACGCGCGUCGCCAUGCCAACUUCCACCCGGGCAUGCUGCAGCGGCGCGGUGGGGGCUCGCGGACGGGCUCGCUCAGCGACUACAGCCGCUCCGAUGCCAGCAGCCCCACCAUCAGCCCGGCCAGCUCGCCCUGAGCGCCCGCCGCGCCCGGACCGCGCCCCGCCCCCUUGAUAAUAGGAAAGCUGAGUGAACUUGAGAAGUCCACAGCAAAACACUUUUCUUCACCUCAGGUGUCAAUUUUUAACAAAAAAAAAAUUUUUUUUCAAAAAAAUAUAUACACGACCCACAAAUUGCACAAUAGAGCUAUCCACGAAGUUGAGAUUCAGCGGUGUCGAAACCCCCCCCUUUCUCAGGGAUGGACGCGGUCCACGAGGUCAGUAAGGGCACGCCUUUCUGCCGCCUUACUCUGUAUAUAGAUUUGCACUCUGGAGUUUUCUGUGAGGUUGGGAAUCACUGGGGCAGAACAGGCCAGCUGGGAGCAGAUGUGGCCACCGACAUUGUGGUUUUGCAGCAGGUCUUGAAAGGCCUGUGCCCCCUUCCUGCUACCACUCAGUGGCACCUCUGCCCCUUGGCCUGGCUUAGAGAACAGGUGGGUCUGAGGGACUGGCCACCUCACAGGGAUGCGGGAAGCCAUGACAGACCGUGGGAGCACUUGCCUGUGGAACCGUGGAGGAGGACAUCUGCCUUCUGAGGUGGUCCUGCCUGCCUACCUGCUUGGCUUUCUGCCUCCAGAAAUCCUCAGAAAAAUGGAGGCCAGAUGCAAACCCCGCCUGGAUUGGCACAGUAUUGCUGCCAACAACCCAGGGAGGCGGCCUGGGCCCUGCCUGCCCUACAGAAGGCACCUGGGACCCUUCACCAUCACACCAUGUUCUCAGACUGGGAAAUAGUGCCCUGGGCAUGUUGUGCUGAAACUGCUUCCCCCAAAAUUGGUGUUGUUUCAUCCAGUUCCCCCAAGCUCCCAUGCCCUGGGCCACUGUGGAGGCGCCUCUGUUUGAAGCAGGACCAUCAAUGAGGCCUCUUCCUCUUCAGUCUGCGUGUGGCCCUGCCUGUGGCAGCACUCACACAUCCCACAGAGACUGCUGGUGGAACUCCUCGGAGCAGAGCAGCAGAUGCUACCGGGAUGAUGCUGGAGGAACAAGGGUUCUGCUUCUCUGGGGGGCGGGGACAUCACCUGACAGUCGUGGGAAUCACCUUCUCAGAACCUCGAGUGCAGACUUAGCAAACACCCAGUUUCACCCGUUGCACUUCCUGCUUUCCCUCCCGUUUCUGCCUGCCCUGCCUCGCAGGACCCAAGCCACACCCAUCUGCAGGGCAGGGACAGGGAGGGGUCUGCCGGGAAAAACAGCUGGAGUAGAAGCCGGGCCAGACCUGUUUCUCCUGGAGCCCAGACCUGGGCUGCUGCGUUGGAUUCAGGUGCUGGGCCUCAUUGGCAAGACCAUGUUCUGGUUGCUCUUCUGCAGGUCCAUGGAGGAUCCAUCUACUCCCAUCCUGCAGAGGCCCAGGCGUUUCUUCCCCUUCACCCGAUAACUGGGGCCUAAGAACAUAAGGUCCCAGGUCUGAUCGGAUAUAUAUGUGUAUGUGUGUGCGUGUGUGUGCGUGUGCGCGCGUAUGUAUUGGUUGGGUGGGUUUGGGAUGGAUUUGGGGUGUCUUACAGAGACCUCUCUUCAUUUUGAUAUGGAGGAUCAGCCCUUGUGACUCCGAGGGCCGCAGAUGGGCUUCCUGGGCCUAGAGUGCCUUGGUUGUGGUCAAUUCUGCCUCCACCCCAGCCAGCCCUUACACAAGUAUAGGGGGCGGGCAGCACAGGGAAAACCCAGAGACCACGCCCAGCCAGGUCUGCAGUUUCUGACUGUUGUCUUGCGGCUACCUUGUAGACCAGGGGCACCGCUUUCUCACGACCUGUGUCAGCUCUGAGAGGCUAAUGGCAUAUGGUGGCUUCUGGUGGCACAGUAGGGUGCCGAGUUGGGCUGUGGCAUUGUUGCAGCCAACAUGGUGUUUGGGGGAUGGUCCCUGUCCUGGUCCAGAGCAAAGCUGGUGGCAGCUCUGCUUGCAUUUCAUCUGGGGAGGAGACUGGAGUCUGUGUGGCUGGGACCUCCACUGAAGGGGAACCCUGGGUGCUUGGGGUGUGGCCAUCUUCGCGCUGAGUUCCAAAGUGUAGCCCCUCCCAAAGUCAUGUGUGUGAGGCGGAGAAAGCCACAGUCUGAACACAUUUCACGUCUCAGGAAUUCACAUUCCAGAUUCAGGAAUUUUAUUCCAAAGUCCUUUGGUGCACCUACAUCUAUGGUUCUGAAGACAGAGACAUGCAGCAGUGUGCCCCAAAGGCCAGCCAGGGCCUCUCCUUGGGAAGAGCCAGCUGCCUCUGUGUGCUCUACCUACAGAGUCACAGAAGGAGGCUUUCUAACUCAGCCACUGUCUGCACUUAGGAAGGGUAAAAAAGGACUCUAAGCCCCAUCAUCUUGGAAUAAAAGAAAGAGCUGGUUUGUUGUAGAGUGGGUUGGGGGGGUGGGGGAGGGAAAGCGGGCGUAGGCUGUUUCCAAAGAGCACUUAAUUUAAUUUUUCCUCUGAAUGACCCAGGGCUGUUCCAUCUGAUGGAUGGAAGGGUAACGUUGCCUUAAAACAGAAAUAUGCAGGCGUUGGCUAUUUUUGGCAAAUGAACGUGUCUUUAUUCCCAAAGUGGUUCUCCUUUAAUGGCAGGGUGUGGUCCUUCAGCAUGGGGCCAAGGCAACCCUCAUGGACCCCCCUAUAUCAUCUGGGGCAUCAGUUCAUCUCAUCAGCGGGUGGGAUGAGGGGAGGAACAUGAUUCGACUCAUUUCCAGUGGGUUCUCAUUUGGUUCCCAUCAUAAACAAGGGAUUCCUUCUAAGGUACAGCAGAGUCUUCCCAGCCUGGGUCUGGUGCGGGGGCUUUGAGUUUUUGCGGUUAUGGCCAUACUUUCUGGUUUCAGUUUGACUGAGAAGCCUAUAGGGUGCCCAGAAAUAAUACUGAAAAGUCAAAUCCUUUUUUUUAGGGACAGGAGGCAGAGAUCCCACAAUGAAAGUGCCUGAGUGAAGGAAGGGAGAGUUCCCUGUAGCAGUGUCUAAAAGGAAUUCUGGACUUCAGCCAUCAGGGGGCUGGAGUUUAGCUCAUGUCCCAAAUGAAAACGUCCCUCUUUGCAUCAGCCAUAUUAGGGGGUCACUGUCCGUUCCCCAAAUGCCUACUGAAUCCUACAGCCAUACAGAAAACAGCCCUUUUUCAAAGAGGGCCCUAGGUUCUCUCUUGAUGGGUGCUACGUAGGGAUGGACAGUGAUGCCCCUGAUGGGAGUGUGGCCCGACUUGUGUCCCGCCAUGCCCCUACCCACAGGACCUGAGGUGCAAAGUCCCCACUCCCAGCCCAUCCCAUCUCAACUUGGUUCUGAGGCCAGCACUGGGGCGGACACGGGGUUCACCAGCGUGCGGCCUCCCCGGGUGCAAAAACACGCACCCUGGUGUCCCUGGUGAAGGGUGUUUAGACGUGGAGAAGAGGGAAGAUGGCAUUCUGGAGCUCCAAGAGAAAUAUGGCAGAACAGACGGGGUUACCUUUAAAGACUUCCUGUCCAGGAGGCUGGCCCUUUUCUAGCCAGAAGCAGGUGCUAGGACAUGCACAAGGUCACAGCAUUUCCUAGAGGCUUCAUCCGGGGUCUCCACCAAGCAGGGGCACCUUCCAUGUAAGACAAAUCUGAGCAAUAGCUUGGCCUCGUUUCUCACUCCUGGUUGUGCCUUUGUUUACAAGGCUAUCUAGUUUGACUUCUGACAGGUGUUACUGAUUGCUGCCCCCUCCCCCAA
This is a messenger RNA of Chionomys nivalis (European snow vole), 5003 nucleotides long. It is a transcript of the gene Klf13, whose product is annotated as KLF transcription factor 13. The transcript has 2 exons. Gene Ontology annotation, biological process: regulation of transcription by RNA polymerase II. Bases 472 to 1341 code for a protein of 289 amino acids. NCBI's taxonomy places the organism in Eukaryota, Metazoa, Chordata, Mammalia, Rodentia, Cricetidae. The record is from RefSeq and is a predicted model, not a curated record. Gene Ontology annotation, molecular function: RNA polymerase II cis-regulatory region sequence-specific DNA binding; DNA-binding transcription factor activity, RNA polymerase II-specific.